AGACAGUGCUUGUCAAGUAGGGCAUCGUUGUCGUCGUCGUCAUCAUCAUCGUCGUCGUCUUUGCAGCUAUUCCCAGCAGAAGCGACACGGACUGACUCCGUCGUUGCGACGUGGAUGCUUAGGAAUUGGUCAAAGUGCCAACGCAGGACGCUGCUGAAAAAUAAAGGCUUGAGACUCGAGGUGACGCGGAUUCAGGGACACAGUGUGGAUGAAAGGACAACUAUCUUCAUCUUACAACUCAACAGGCAUUGACACCAGCGUCAAGGAACUUUCACAUCCAUUGGAUCCAUUGGAUUAACUACAAUAAUAAUAAAAAGCCAAAGGUGCUUACUGGCAGAUUUGGAUCGUCACAUUGUCAUCAUGUACUUGCCAGGCCACGGCGCCGCGUGGACUCUCGCGCUGCUCGCCCUGCUCUGGAGCCGGGCCGCCCGCUGCUGCCCGGCGCAGUGCGACUGCUCAGAGCGCGCCGGCUCCGUGGACUGCGCCGCCCGGGGCCUCUCCGCCGUGCCCUCCGACCUGCCGCCCGGCACCCGCUCGCUGCACCUGCAGCUCAACGGCAUCGCCGAGCUGCCCGACGGCGCCUUCGGGGCGGCGGCGCCCUCCCUCGAGCUGCUCGACGUGUCCGGCAACGGCCUGGCGGCGCUGCGGGCGGACGCCCUGCUAGGGCUGUCGCGCCUCCGCGAGCUGUGGCUCGCCAACAACAGCCUGCGCGCGCUGGCGCCGGGGGCCCUGCGCCACUCGCCGGCGCUCCGGGAGCUCGACCUCUCGCUCAACGAGCUGCCGCGCCUCCCGCGCCGCCUCUUCUACGGCCUGCGCAACCUGAGCCGCCUGUCGCUGCGCCGGAACCGGCUGGCAGGCGUGGAGCGCGACUUGGUGGAGCCGCUCGUGGGACUCCGCUCGCUGCAGGUGGCCGGCAACCCCUGGAGGUGCGACUGCUACACGGCCGAGCUGCGCAGCUGGCUCGAGUGGUACACCUACCGAGGAGGCCUUGUGGACGAGCUUCACUGUGCCCUGCCACAGGAGUUUAAGGGCAGGAACCUGCUCUCCAUCCCCUCCGAGGUGUUCUUCCUCUGCUCCCUCGUGCGCGACGGCUCGCCCUCGAGGGGGCAAGGAGGAGGGGACCGGGCGGGCAGCGUUCAGAGCGGCGCGGCGCCGUGCACCGUCGCGUCCCGCAACCCGCCGGCGAGCGUGCGCAGGGCGGUCGGCACGCUCGCCGUGGCGGGCGUCAUCUGCGGCGUCAUCUCGCUCAUGAUGGUGGUGGCCGCCACCUACGGCUGCCUCUACGCGGCCAUGAUGUCCAAGGUGCACCAGCCCGAGGCCGCCGCCUGCCAGCUGCUGGUCCGCGACGCGUCCGACGAGAACCGCGAGGCCAAGGAGCCGCUCAACCCCGGCACGGUGUGAGGGAGGGCCACCCACCCCCCGCCACGCCUCGGAGGGCCCCCCCCUGCCACGCCUCGGAGGACCCCCCCCUGCCACGCCUCGGCUCCCGAGGUAGCGGCGCGACCGGUGGCGGGCCAUCACGACGUUGCCACCACGGGUCGGCGGUCUCAAAUAAAUGGGCCGCGUAGUGCGCAGCUUCCCGCUUCGACUGCUUAGGCCUGUGGGCCUCUGUGCGUGAGCCCGCGGGUCCCUUUGUGAGUCUGUGAAUCUCAACGCGAGUCAAUAUCUCGAAAUCGCUGAACGUAUCGUUCAACGCCACUGCUGCCCGCUUCGAUCAGUCACCGGCAGCAUUUCAGAUAUUCACCAGGCUACUCGUGAAGCCACCUGCUUGCUGACCCACAUCGACAUGAAACUGCAAACAUCCAUGCUCUACUUCUCCCCACCACACGAGAGAAGAAGGGGACGAUGCAGGGAUUGUCAGGGUCUCGACGCGCGGCCACAGACCGCGUUUCUGAAUCCGUGCGCCAACUCAUAAGUUUGGGUGCCAACUCUGAGGUACAAGAAGCCGGGACAUAUGACGACAAGAAUAAUAUCUCACAACACCUCAAGAGGGAAGAACCACGUGGUUGUGCGGUGUAGCAUUGUUGUUAUUAUUUAGAAAGCGGCAAUAACUGGGACAUUCUAUGUUCUGAAUAGAUUUGAAGAUUUUCCAGGACAGCUUCCUCAAAAAAAGUUUCGAUCCUGGGAAAACCAGGUACAAGUGGCAACUCUGCUCAAACACAAGCACUUUCGCAGCCGCCAGCCUGCAAAAAAAUGCGCUUUUUUAUUUUAUUUUCCAACAAAAUUGAACAGAGCUAACCCGAGCGCGUUAGUCAUGCUCUCCUGCGGCACAGCAGCACUUAUUCGCCGCCGGAUAAACAUCGCCUCCAGCGUCGACGCUUUACGACUUAGGUAGCAAUUAGGUGUCCCUGCGCUUGAUGGAACUUGAAGCUGCGAUGACUAAAAACAAUGGUGGUCUAACAACCUCUCCGCGGCUUGAGCGGCGAGUGUAGAAUGUUUAUUUUGGGGGGGGGGGGCGGGGGUAAGUGAUGCAGAACGCGUAGCUUGUAUGCACCCAGAGGUGCUUUCAAGGUGGGAGGAACUUGUAUUUGGAUCAACGGGUGAUUUGUACAAUGGUGAAUUCAACAAGAGAGCACUUUUUCUUAAGGCCCCACUUGUCUUCCUCCGGGAAAAAGCCAAGAUCCUUUCUGUCCUCUUCAGAUUAACUACCACUGAUGCGAGAUGCUGUGUCUCACAGGGAUGCGUGUAGGCUCACAUGUUUUAAAUGAUAAAUUGGGAAAACAUUGACGUUUUGCGGGAGUUUUAACAAUCUCAAAGCUCUGUGCGGUUGCCGUUUAUUGAACUAGGAAAGCCUGAUAUCCACAGGAUUAUUUUUCGCCAGUUUCCUGCAAUUCCACGAUUGAGUGUUUGGCGUCGUGUGGUAGGAACCCGGAGGGUACCCACAGAAUUCCCCGCGCAUGGGAGGGGAUGACACGAAAAAGCUCGGCACAGAUGGAUUCAGUCCGCCGCUGCCCUGCCAUCUCCUGGCCACCUUGCGAGCCAAGCUGGAAACUCCCUAGGGCCGUCUCCUACCUAAGAACAAACCAGGAGCUCGAGCGUGAUUAGCUAGCUCCUGAGUCCUGGCGAUAUUGGUCACAUUCAGGGUCAUAUGGUCAUAAGGCCAUGUUUGAUGUAUUUGUUGUAAAACAUAAUGGUUCAAGUGCAAUAAGACGUCAAACUGCGCAGGCACUGAUGGAAUGUGACAUGAUUCUUGAUGAUACACGUAUAUAUAAAAUCACAAUCAAUACCACGACAAAACAAUUUCACAUUGUCAACAUGGAACGUUUUCGAAUUAAUUUUCAAGUCGAUAGGAAUUGAUUUUCCUUCCAAGGUUGUAGUUUUUUUCUGACCUCCAUCUCCAAUCCUCUUGUUGUCUCGCUCAGUAACUGCGGGGCUAUGCUCGUGCAUCGAUGGAGAAAGACACCCGCCCACCCUUCACGUCUCAUUCUGCAAAUUUCCAGCCACCAGACAAAUUCAGAUACGGAAUUCUAUUUGCGAUCAUAAUUUAAUUACCAGAGAAGUGAAACGUUGAAAUUUGUAUCAGUGUUGUUAAAUGUCCAGACCGCUGACCAGAAUUUCAAAAUAUUUUCCGAAAGUGUAAUUCACAUUGGAUAGUUUGUUGUUAUUUUUUUUCCAAAUGAUGAAGAAUGAAAAGUGUCCGAGAAAAUGUGAGUUGUUGGAAUAAUAGUUUCUGAUCUUGGGAAUGUUAACUUCUUCAAAUAACGUCCGGUAUUUAUUCCAAAGUCUCGUAUGUUUCUGUUGCGAUGCUUCACUCCAUUUGUACAGCAGACAAAGAGAGAGUUCACAGAUAAUCUGACAGUAAGUACAUUUUCACCCUCUUCUGAGUUUUCCGGUUGUUCGGCACGAUGCCCGACGUUCCGCUCCACCGCUCUGGUAGGAACUAAUCACAUCAGAGAGCUGCGCAGUACAGCUGCUAAGACCUAUGCAGUAGUAGCAAAUCAUAUUCCUCGUUUAUUGGACGGCUAUAUGUAUAGUUUUAUGAUCAAGGAUCGUCUGCAUUUUCUAGCUUUCCCCACUCCAAAUACUUCCUGCAAAGCAAGAGUGCUGCUUUGUGUUCAAGUUGUUAUGAGCACAAUUAUUAAGUUGCUGCCCCUUCUCAAGCCCCAGCUGUUUUCCUGGAACACGAAGUAUCCAGUCAGCCUCCGCACAAAUGCGCCCGUUUUCCCGUGGUUAACGCUUUUUUUGUUUUUGUACAGCCAGAGCAGUUAGUCCCCUCACCAUUGCACCGCAAUGCUUGCUGGCGAGUCGUGGAGGUGAUAACCGACUGGACGAUUGAAGCCCCACUUGACUACUUUUGCAAAGAUGGAGUGAUACAAUCAGUAAAGUCACGUAGGUAAAAUUUUUUAAUUUAAAUUAAUAAAAGUAAAAUAAUAAAAAAAUCACGACGUUUCGGAGGCAACACAAGCUUCCGUCUUCAGAUGGAACAGUCACAGCACGAUAGCUGUAUCAAGUGAUUUUUAUUUUAUUUUUUAUUUUACUUUUAUAAAUUUUAAUUUUUUACCUACGUGACUUUACCGAAAAAAACCUAAGAAUAUGAAUCCUUGCAGUGAACGAAAGCUUCAAAUCUAGAAUUGAUACAAUCAGCUCGUGCACGGGAUGGGUGGCUGCAUCGCAAGAUCACGAGACAAGGCAGCAGCUUGGGAAGACCCUUGUCGAGCAGUGGAUAGAACGUGCCUGGUGAUGAUGAUGGGGACUCUUUUAUUUUCAACCCACUGGCAGUGAAUCGAGCGUGUACUCAUUUACUGAAUAUUGUUCACUGAUUGAGGUUACGUUUGUUUCACUAAUAGCUCAUGAGCGCAUAUCCAAGAGUCGCAUGCAUUACUUGACAAGGCGACUUCCCAAAAUUGGUGUUAUUUUUCCUUCAGUGAGCAUAGCUGACCUUGCGUAGAUUAUUACAGAAAAUGGAUGGAUGUUUUAGUGCCUUUUCCUUUGUAAACGGCAUACAGAAUAAGCAAAAUUGUUUAGAAUAAAGUAAGCUACAUAUUUUAUAUUCAGUUUACCUAAAUCGUAUUGCUAAGCCAUUCACAGAGUGUCUUCCAUGCAACAGCAAAGUAUAUUUUGGAUGCUACGUACUUAUCCGCGAUGCUUUUGCUAAGACUCUCCCCUCGUUACGGAUAACCCUGAGAAGCAUAACCCUCACCGUCCCCAAUAAAUACCGCGUUUC
This is a messenger RNA of Lethenteron reissneri (Far Eastern brook lamprey), 5164 nucleotides long. RefSeq names its product leucine-rich repeat and transmembrane domain-containing protein 2-like. The record is from RefSeq and is a predicted model, not a curated record. Lineage: Eukaryota; Metazoa; Chordata; Hyperoartia; Petromyzontiformes; Petromyzontidae. Gene Ontology annotation, cellular component: plasma membrane. Gene Ontology annotation, molecular function: protein binding.